UCAGGGCUAGGUUUCAAUAUAAGAGGUGGUAUAGAUAUUCCCCAUUUAAAGAGUGAUUCUGGUAUAUUUGUGACGAAGUUAAAGGAAAAUGGAGCUGCUAAUAGAGAUGGUAGAAUAAAAGAAGGAGACAAAUUAUUAGAGAUAAAUGGUACUGAUUUACGCAAUGUUACUCAUUCUGAAGCUGUUCAAGCAUUUUUAAGUGCAGGAAACACUAUAGCUCUUAAAGUACAGCACGGUGCAGAAAAGCAUAUUUUGGUGAGAUAU
Molecule: messenger RNA, 264 nt
Organism: Lottia gigantea (owl limpet)
Lineage: Eukaryota; Metazoa; Mollusca; Gastropoda; Lottiidae
Exons: 2
Molecular function (GO): protein binding
Source: RefSeq, a predicted model, not a curated record